Molecule: messenger RNA, 986 nt
Organism: Centropristis striata (black sea bass)
Lineage: Eukaryota; Metazoa; Chordata; Actinopteri; Perciformes; Serranidae
Gene: prelid3a
Product: PRELI domain containing 3A
Exons: 7
Coding region: 304-840 (178 amino acids)
Biological process (GO): phospholipid transport
Cellular component (GO): mitochondrial intermembrane space
Molecular function (GO): phosphatidic acid transfer activity
Source: RefSeq, a predicted model, not a curated record
CUUGUCCUUUACUGAACGAGCUGUUUGUUCUAGUCUAUGUAAAUUACAUGUUUUCUUCCUGUUGUUCCUGUGACGCGGGGAUCAGAAGAAAUUGUGCACUCUUUACGCAACGUUGAUAUGCGAAGAAAAGCGGAGAUGCGCUCUUCGGACUCACUCCAUUGACGGUCGUGAGCUUCCAUCAUAGGCCCUGCUCCUGAUAACUGGAGCUAACAUUAGUUCCUCAUAUGAACAUGGUCCGGUGAAAUGUAGCUGUGGAUCACGGAGGGUUUCUCAGAUACAAGGUCAAGACUCGUGUUUUUAAAAAUGAAGAUUUGGAGCACGGAACAUGUUUUCAGUUAUCCAUGGGAGACAGUGAUCAAGGCUGCCAUGAGGAAGUACCCAAACCCCAUGAACCCUAAUGUGGUUGGGGUGGACGUGCUGGACCGCAAUCUGGAUACAGAGGGACGCCUGCACAGCCAUAGACUCCUCAGCACAGAGUGGGGCCUCCCGAGUAUUGUACGAGCUAUAUUGGGUACCAACCACACGCAGACGUACGUGAAGGAACACUCCAUAGUGGACCCUGAUGAGAAAAAGAUGGAGCUGUGCUCAACAAAUAUUACCCUCACCAACCUGAUUUCUGUGGAUGAGAGGCUUCUUUACAGACCGCACCCAGACAACCCUGACGUCACCGUCCUGACCCAGGAGGCCAUCAUCACAGUCAAGGGAGUGAGUCUCAGCAGUUACCUCGAGGGAAUGAUGGCGAGGAGAAUGUCCGCUAACGCCAGGAAGGGUUGGGAUGCUAUUGAGUGGAUUAUUCAGAACUCUGAAAGAGAGAACGUACCUCUCUGUGACAUUUACUAACUCUGGCAGUUCUACAGUGACGACGACUUUCCCCGUUACACCUCAUAAACCACCGGGGAUUCUCAGCAUUUCUGGAUCUACAGUUGGUACUUCUACCGCCAUGCACUGGACGCAGAGUGAAACGCUGCCAAAGUCGAAUGCUUAUA